Penicillium taxi is the source of this 978-nucleotide messenger RNA. RefSeq lists its product as uncharacterized. The record is from RefSeq and is a predicted model, not a curated record. NCBI's taxonomy places the organism in Eukaryota, Fungi, Ascomycota, Eurotiomycetes, Eurotiales, Aspergillaceae. The coding region runs from base 1 to 978 and encodes 325 amino acids. The transcript has a single exon.
AUGGCUGUGAUGCGUAUUACUCGCCCGGUGGGCAUCUAUGUCCCCAGUUCACCCAACCAUCUCACCAACGAAAUGAUCUCACCACCACUCCCAUCCGACUUCAACUUCGACGCAGAGAUCCUAAUCCCAUCAAUUCUACCCGCCCUAGAAUACAUAUCCUCUAAACUACAACAAAGAAUGAUGCACAUCAGCCUCCUAGUCGGCCGCGGAAAGCCAUUCCCAACAGGCGAGGCCUCCGACCUAAUGAUAAUCCCAACAACACGCCUAGAUACAGCGUCAUGGCGAGUCCUAGAGCGAGCAAUUGCAAAGGCAUCAAAGAAGUUCUCUCUCGGCCAGAGCUGGAGCGAAGCCCUAAACCGCAGCCAGUUCGAGCGCCACGCAAACGAAUACCUCAUCAAGCAGUCCAUCGAGCAGAACGAAGUCGUCUUCAGUCAAGAGGGACUGACUCUUCUCAACAUGGACCGCAUCUACACAUUCAAGCGCAGACUAUGCGUCCUCUCCAACAAACCGUUUUCGCGGACGGAUGAACAGUCUUUGAAUUCCUGUGUGCAGCUCCUGCAUCGCCUCAUGGCUGAUUUUCAGGGUCGGCAGUUCACAAAGGCUUUCUUCCACCGUAUAUAUGAGCAGCUGGAUGUCAAGGAUGAUCUCCUCACUGCUGUCGCGGCUGCUUAUAAGAGUAGCCAUGAGCAGGAAGCUAUCAUCUUGCCCCCGCCUGUGAAAGCUGUGACCCAUGCGAAAGCUGAGCAGUCGACGAAGAAGUCGCCUGUUCGUCCGAGGCCUGUGCGGGCGAAGCGACAGCCUCCCGUGUCUAGAUCAGGGCUCCCUCAUAAACGGGGGCCUAAAACUCCCCUUUCGGCGUCGGACGUGACUCCUAUCACCAGGAAUGAGUGGAACAUGCUUCUUAGUCAUGACAUUCGUGAGAUCAAGCCGGCUGUUACGAAGUGGACUCCUUCGCCCACUGUCUUUGCUGUCGCUUGA